Messenger RNA from Manihot esculenta (cassava), 802 nucleotides. RefSeq lists its product as uncharacterized. The record is from RefSeq and is a predicted model, not a curated record. Bases 370 to 597 code for a protein of 75 amino acids. The transcript has 3 exons. NCBI's taxonomy places the organism in Eukaryota, Viridiplantae, Streptophyta, Magnoliopsida, Malpighiales, Euphorbiaceae.
GAUGAAAAUAGACGGCCAAGAUUGCUUCUCGCCAUCGUUUCUCUGGGCUCUGCGGGAAAGAAAAACAGAGGAAAACCUAUUACGCAUACACUACCCUCGACUCAACGGGCAACAAAACUGCAGACCGCCACGAAAGAGAGUGACGUUUGGCAACUGUGAUUAGCCUAGCUACGGUGCCGUUUUGGCUGGAGUGCUACUUGUUUCAUCUGUCGUCAAGCACAAAUGCUGGAAUUGGGCCCAGCCGAACAUGUAAUGUGGGCUUAGGCCCGUCUCAAAAAUCGCCAAACUUGCAAUAAAAUCAAGUUUUCGAUAUACUUCGUGUUUGGUGGUGAAAUCAGAGACAGAGAAUACGAAGUUGAAAUCGAUAAAAUGGGCGGAGAGCAGCUUAUGAGGAGAAUUCCACGGAUUAAAUUCCCACAAAGACACGCGAAAUCUUCACCCUCAGGUUCAAUUUCCGAUUCUCAUGCAAUGUCAAGGUCAGAUGUGCCAGCACCGCCUUCUAAUGCUGCUGUUGGGGGCAAAGCUUCUCUUCAGCCUAAGCGUACUCCAGUCUCUGAGAGAGAGAUAGAGGCCAUUCUGCUGGGUGGGUGCUUCUGACUCGGCAACUGAUACGCUAUGUAGCUUCUGAACAGUGACACUUAAAAUUCCCGUCUGCUGCCAUCUGAUUUCUGAGCCGAUGCUUUUGCUGUUUUUUUUUUCUUUUUUUUUUUUUUGGCUCUUGCUCGUGUCAUAUCUAUGUUAUUGCAAUGAAAUGAUGAAAACCGUUAACUAUUCUCAAAUACGAUGCCAAAUAAUUCCUGAA